UGCGUCUUUUUAAAUUAUUGUUUGAAAAACAAGUAUUUAAAGUAAUCGUUAUCUUACCUUUAGUCUUGUUUAAACAGAGAAAAAGGAGUCUUUAAGUGUUUCAGUUUCGGAUAAACACAUUAUAAGAAUGCUUUUUGAAUCGGAUUUCACAAGGACUGUAUCAAUGAGAUUGUCUGAAGUUUUUGAUGACAUAUGCGUGAACGAGAAAAUGGUGUUAAAGAGACGAAACAUGUUUUUGUUACAAGAAUGCAUGCAAACACUAAUAAAUCUGAACGAUGAAAAUGAAAAUUUACAUUACAUAUUUGGCAGUCAGUCUGAAGGAACCACUACAAAUGGACUUAACUCUGACAUUGAUAAACUUAUUUGUUUUUCGGAGUUUAAUGUUAUACAAAACUUAAAUGAGUUGCAACAACCAGAUGUACCGAAUUUAUUGAUGAUACAGGAUGAGACGGUUUCUCCUGGAUAUUGUUUGAUUCAGUGCUUGGGGAAGUACGCUCCUUUUCAAUAUGAUUGUAAUUAUAGUGAUCAUUUUUUCAUAGACAGAUUGGGAAGACUUCUGCUGAAAAACACAUAUGUGUUAAAACGAAUUGCUGGUUUACGUGAAGGAAGUGUUCAGCAUGGUCCAGCAUUCGCAGAAAUGGACCGUGUUGGGUUUUGUGAUGUUGAUCGUGUUGGAGCUUUCCGUUGUAAAUCUUGGCCUCAACAAGCUAAACAAUGGUUACAGAAUCAUGAUAUUUAUCGAGGUCAAGCUCAAUGGCCCUCAUUCGAGAUGAAGAGGUAUUGCAAGAGCACAGGAUGUUUUGUUGUUCCCGUUGGUAGCACGGACAGUGCUACAAAAGAGCUUGAAUGGAGAAUAUCAACAUCUCUUUCUGAGCGUUGUAUGGUGUUUAAUAUGAACAUAUCACAAAUCAGAUGUUUUGUAUUAAUGAAGAUGAUACUGAAGACGUUCAUCAAACCAAAGUAUGACACAAUUUCAACUUACAUCUGUAAAACAGUUCUUUUUCACUGCAUAACAAACACGCCAGCUAGCAUCUGGAGAGAAAACAAUUUGAUUACCUGUUUUUGCAAAUAUCUGUUAUGGCUGUACAAAUUUGUUUCGGAUGAAAAGUGUCCACAUUUUUUUAUAAAACGUAACAAUUUAUUAAAGGGAAAGAUUACAUCAGGAUGCAAACAAUUUAUGCUUGCACUAAUUCAUGAUUUUAUAAAUAGUAAUGGCAAAUUAUUAUUGGAAAUAAAAUGUAAUUCUUUCGGUGAAAGACUAAUGUUAAAAAUGAAUUAUCUAUCACCACAAAAGAUGACUGAAAUAACAUCUGGCUAUCUCCUCUGCCUCACUGCUGUAACAAUCAAUGCAACAAUCAAUACUGUGAUAAAAGAUAGCUCACUUGAUUUAAGUAAUUGGAGUCACAAAGUAGUCAAAAAGAAGUUAGUUAAUUACAUUUUCAGAUUGAGGAAUAUAUUCUAUACAUGUCAAGUAAUGCAGAAAAAGGCGUGCAAACUUAUUAUUACUCAUUUGUGUUCAAUUCUGGGAUCUGUUCUAGCUUCCCAAAGCAUUCAACAAAACAACAUUAUAUCAGACGAUGCUCAAUAUUGGAUGGGGCUUGGUCUUUAUGCAGAUGUUGCAUCUCCUAAACUGAAACAAGCUUCCAUAUUUUACUGUGUCGGAAACAUUCAAAGAACAGAAACUGUCCUGAAUCAAACUGAAGCAGUGUAUGACCUUAACGUUGUCAAGCCUUUUUGUUCCUGUAACGGUAAUACUCAAAAACUGAAAAGAAGGGGUUUCUUUCAAAAAUCUGAUAAAUUUAACUUAGAAGAUGCUAGACAGCUUACUACAGCGUCCUGUGUCCGAUUCUUUCGCUGUGAAAUGAACUGCGUUCCAUAUGAAUUAAAAUAUGAACUGUUUAGAUCAACAAAAGAAGAAAAAGUUAAUAGAGAAUCAGAUGCCAUUUGGAUGGACUUUGCUGUUAUUGAUUCCCUCCCUUUUCUAUAUUUCCUUCAGUUCAAGACUUACAGCCGUCUGGAAAAAGAAAAAGAUAAACAAAGAGCUUUGUUCAACCUUGCUAGAACUAUGGACCAGGAACGAAAUAUUGGUCACCUGGAAACAGCUUUUAAUCUAUUAGGAAAGUGUUUGGAACAAGAAGGUCGAGCUAGAGCAGCUUUAGAAUGUUAUUUACGAUCAUUAAAUCUGAGGAAAAGAAACAAUGCUGCAAGACUUCAUAUUUGUGUUCUACUAGCAAAAAAGAUCAAUAGACUCUGAAACAAAUGAAGUUGUGAUAUGAAAUAGUAUCCACUGUCAAUCUUGUAAUCGUGAAAAAAGCUGCUAAACUCUCUAGUUAGGGAACAUAUUUCUUGAACAUAAAUUCAUUCUAUAAUCAUAACAUAGUGGUAACGAAAUUUGAAGUAAUCGGUUAUAAAACUAUUUCGUUUUUUCAUUUUAUCUCAAUGUUUUUAUGAUCUCAUUACAUUGAUCUCUCUUGGUAAACUGCAUACCUGAUAAAUUUAGCUUUAUCAGUGACACCCAGCUUUAUCAGAUACCUCAUCAAUACACACUGAAAUGAAAUAAAGAUAAAGGAGUAUUUUUACCUAAACAUAUAAAUUUUGAAUCGAACAGAAUGUUUUAAUUUACAGUUGACAUUAUUUCUUAUCGAUAUGACGCUUGGUUGUAAAUUCGCACAUAAGGGCACGCGGCAUGAACUCGAGAGGGUAUUGGCAGGUUAUUGUUCCAUUUGGAAAUUAAAAAAAAAAGAGACGCUAAUUAAAAUUGAAAAUAUGAUCCGAAGUUUAUAGCUGCAUAAAAUGAAAAUGUCUAACACAAAUAGUAGACUGCAGCAUGACUGUACUUUGGCCUUAACUUGGUGUGAUUAAUUAUCUUUUACUAUAAUUACUCAAAUGUCUCAAAAUCACAUAUUCUCUAUACUGUCAAAAAAUUUUCCCGUUCGCCUGGAUAAGAUUUUCAUGAGUAUUUUUUUUCGUCACACAGUUGGUCGUCAUUUUUCUAUCCAAUUAGAUGUAAAGUUAUAAUCAAUCACGCAAGUCUGUCUGGAACCUUUUCAGACAUUUUGAGAGGCAAGUAAAUCAUCAAUUUAUUAUUUACAUUCUACACUCAA
Messenger RNA from Ruditapes philippinarum (Manila clam), 3104 nucleotides. RefSeq lists its product as uncharacterized. The transcript is spliced from 2 exons. Gene Ontology annotation, molecular function: protein binding. The record is from RefSeq and is a predicted model, not a curated record. The coding region runs from base 128 to 2254 and encodes 708 amino acids. Lineage: Eukaryota; Metazoa; Mollusca; Bivalvia; Venerida; Veneridae.